This is a messenger RNA of Ceutorhynchus assimilis (cabbage seed weevil), 1869 nucleotides long. The record is from the annotation of a GenBank genome assembly. NCBI's taxonomy places the organism in Eukaryota, Metazoa, Arthropoda, Insecta, Coleoptera, Curculionidae.
GUGAAUCAAACUGGAACAAAAUCAUUUCGUGAUGGAUAUCUCCAUGAUAGAUAACAGAGACACUCAAACAUGUAUCAGAGUCUUAAUAUUUCUUUCUUGCUUCUGUGCUACAGUUAUUGCAUUCGUUUUGAUUGGUUACGGAGGCUCGUACCUGGAGAAUCUUCCUUACGACGACGUGAAUCUCUACCGGACAAUAAAAACCACGUCAAUCAUGAAUAUAGUAAUUGGAUUCGUAACGGUUGUAGUUAGUAUUGUGGGAUGUUGCAGUUCUAUCGUGAAUAGUAAACUCUUGUAUAAAAUUUUUGCUGGCCUCCUGAUGGUCAAUGGCCUGCUGAUGAUGGGUUUUGGAAUUUACCUUGUGGUUACGUCGGCCAAACGUUAUGACCAAAAGUUGAGAAGGGAUCUAGAGAAAAUGCUAAUAAUAAAAUUCAUAGGAUAUUUCCUCAACUGGAAAGAUAGAAACUAUCUAGACGAUUUCCAGACGUACUAUAGAUGUUGUGGUGUGUAUAACCCAAAGGAUUGGAAGCAAGAACCCCCACGUAGUUGUUAUACCAACGGGUUGAGUCAUACAAAAGGAUGUAUUGAAGCUUUUAGUAACAUUUCUCCUGUCAUGUUAGCCUUGGGUAUUGUACUGAUUGUUGCCGCAAUAUUUGAUGUUGCUCUAGCAUUACUGGUUGUUUAUCUUGCUAAAAUUAUUCGACCGGGUGCGCAGAACUAUCCUUACUUUAACAACCCAGUACAAGUAGUACAACCAACUGAUAAUAUUUAUCCGAGGGGGCAGUAUAACAUCCCGUCAACUAAUCGAGUUUAUCAAUAAAAAAUCGAAAUUGGACGAAGCACUUAAUAUUCUUGUUUCAUUAUUUCGUUUUUCUUAAGAAUCAUUUUUCAAUUGAAGUUCCAAAGUUUAAUUUCAGAAUGAUAUCAGAGAAGGGAAAAUGUAUUUCAGAUAGGAACCUGUAAUUCAGAGAAGAUAAAUUCAGAAAAGCAGAAUUGUUGCCUAUUCAUGAGUCUAUAUUCGUCAUAUUGAUUGUGUGUGGAGUCAUUUUGUUUGUGAAAUUGUGAUCUUUUUAACUGUGUAAUAAUUGUUCUGGACUUCAUUCUUGGUUAGCCAACAAAUCCCUAAAACAAAUCUAGUUUUUAUAGGGACUGAAAUAAGAAUAGUCAAAAAAAAAGAAGUUAAAUUAUUGGAUUCCUGAUCAGUAGCACAAAAAUUUGCAUAUCCUACACUGUUUAUUUUAUUGAUGCAAGUUAUCUUUUUUGCCAUCUGCUUGUAAAUAUAAAUAAGCCAAAUAAACAUUUUUUAUUAAAUUUUAUUUUUACAAUCAUAGUCAAUCCUGAUAUGGAUCUAAAGUGCUCUACCUGUGAUAAGGCCUGCUUCCAAAAGGAGGACAAAAAUGAGCUUUUUGGCUUACCUUGUGACAUUUGUCGCAAGAUUCUAUACAGAAAUUGCUCUGGAGUAAGAAGCUCUGAGAUCCGAGUUCUCAUAAUGAAAGAACGCUGCCUGAGAUUUUUCUGUCCAAGCUGUACGGACUGUUUCCAAGCACUGCCGGGAUUAAGCUCAAGACUUCACGAAUUGAAAGCAGAGGUGAAAAAGCUCAAAACCGACCAAAGAGUUGGGCCAUCCAAUCAGAACUGUGUUAUCGAAGAUGAUGUGGCAGAAUUGGAUAAAGGUUUUUCCCCUAUUCCUACCAAUGGACAGCUUACUAUGGGGGGUAUUAAAAACGGAAUGGCGCCACUUAUUACUGAAAUUCUUGAGAGGAUUCUUGAUGGUCAGGCUGAACUCAUUUCAAAUAGGCUGGAAGGCACCUGCAGAGCCAUUCUGGAUUCUAAUAAGGAACUUGUUGCAUUUAUGUCCAAGUCCUAUAUUCC